Eriocheir sinensis (Chinese mitten crab) is the source of this 1313-nucleotide messenger RNA. RefSeq names its product twist-related protein-like. Gene Ontology annotation, molecular function: protein dimerization activity. The record is from RefSeq and is a predicted model, not a curated record. NCBI's taxonomy places the organism in Eukaryota, Metazoa, Arthropoda, Malacostraca, Decapoda, Varunidae. The transcript is spliced from 2 exons. The coding region runs from base 273 to 911 and encodes 212 amino acids.
GGAAGGGUCUGGGAGAGAGUGUGUGUGUGUGUGUGUGUGUGUGUGUGUGUGUGUGAGGGGUAGGGAGGGGGGUCAUGCCCGGGCCUCCGUCGUGAAGUGGCCGCCGCGGUGCAGGAGUCCCAGCAGCCGCCGGAGGCCCAUACCCGCCCCGCCUCCUGCUGCCCACCGCACCGGAUUGGCCGCCCCAGUCACGUGACCGAGACAGCCCGAGCCCAUAAAAGGCAGGCAGCAUGGGCGAGGGUCAUAGUUCAGCUGCGUGGCGCCCGUAGAGCAUGUCAGUGUCCGAGUGGCUCCACCCUGCGGCCUGCCCGGGAUACGCGCCCUUCACGGAUCUCAGCCAGACCCAGCCCGCCGUCACCUGUAGUGCCAUGGCUCAUUACGAGCGUGCCAGUGCCGCCACCCUCCACCAGUGCCCUCCCCCCGGCGAGGCCUCGUCCCCCGUGUGGUCCUCCUCCCUCACCACGGCCUCCUGGCACUCCGAGGGCCGCCCCAGCCCUUCCUGCUCCCCCGUCAGCAGCUGUGAGAGUCUUGAACUCGGCUCGCCGGGUACCUGGGCAGGCUCCUCCAACGGCCCCGCCACCUGGUCCUGGGGCGCCCCUGGCACCACCCACCCCUUGCUGGCCGCAGCCGCCGCCGUCGUCAGCACCUCAGGCACGGGACCGACCACGAACCGCGGCCGCAACGCGAAGUGUCGAAGAAAGACGCCCAAAGCCGUGGGCCGCGACGUUAUGAAGAAGCGUCGCCUAGCAGCCAACGCCCGGGAGCGGCGCAGAAUGAACGGCCUCAACGACGCCUUCGACCGCCUGAGGGAGGUGAUCCCGGCGCUCAGCGGCGACCAAAAGCUGUCCAAGUUCGAGACGCUGCAGAUGGCGCAGACGUACAUCUCGGCGCUGGCCGAGCUGCUGCACUGAGGCGGCCGAGAGGCUGCACAGCGCCCGCCCAUCUAGUCAGUCAUGCGUCCGCCGUGCACCCGAGGCAGUGGAACGAGCGAGGACGGCGCCUUACGUCUUGAGGCAUGUGGGGCGCGCCAGGGUCCGGGGGCCGCCAAGGAAGUCGCCUCCCCCGCCUCUGCCCCGACACCUCCCCGCCUCCCCUCCCCCGCACCGCCCUGCCCCGACCACGACGCUGUGUGAACGAAAGUAUUAUUACCGUGUAAGGCUUCAAGUCCCCGCCGCCAAAGAUAGUUUUAAGGCCAUGUUAAUCUAUGUUCCAAGCAUGUACGUGACGUUAAGCAAACUCUACAAUAAAGACAAACGCCACUUGUUAUGUACCUUGUCUUCAUGUGAUGGUGACAAUCAACAAAUAAAGAUCAU